AUGAUGAUGCCGUGGGGCUUAGCCACCGAGGACCUGCCAAUCUUUGGGACGAGUCCAGUUGAUACACUAUUUGAUCCAUGUCCUGCCCAGAAACCAAGCCCGAGCUGGCAGCAUCUCUUGGAUCUAAGUCCAGGAAGCCAUGUGGUAUCUGAAGCUUCGGCAUCGAACAUUGGCAAUCGGGACUCGCUGCGUUUUCUAGACAAAUUCACCAGCAACACCGGCCUAGUCAUGAGUUUUGACUGUGGCACACAUGAGCAACGAGAACGAGUGGCUGCCAGCAUAGAGCGGGAAUUCCUGUCGCAAGUCCCUCAAGCAACCCAAGCAACUAUAUCCAGCUUCGAUUUACUGCCAGACUUUGGCUCGGUCAUCCCAUCUUUUUCAAUACUAGAAGAUACCAGUAAUGACAGCCUCAAGGAUGAAUUUCCACUGGACUGGUUGAACGAUCCACUCUCAUUAAAGACACAUGAGAUUCUUCUAUUAAUUGAAGAAGUGGUAAUGGUAAAGCCUCGCAACAGCUCUGUCACGCUAGAUUGGUCCCCAGCACUGAAAGAUGCAUGCUUACAUUUCUUUUCACCCCCGAAUUUGAGGAGGUUCUUGGGCUUUUACUGGGCAAUAUGGCAUCCUAAUGUGAACUUUGUGCACCGGCCUACUUUCGACCCACUAGCAGCGAAGCCGACAGUUUUGGCAGCAAUGGCCCUGAUAGGUGCCUGUGUUUCACCUGACAUGCUGGACAAUGAAGAUGCGCGAACUUGGCUCAACUGCGUUGAAGAGAUGGUCUUUAUCGACGACGACUUCAAUAGUGAACUGAGCUAUUCACCUUCUGGGGGCAUGGCCAACCAGAAGCGAAAGAUACAGGCUUUGCAGGCCGCUUAUAUAGUGUGCCUCUAUCAAAACUGGGAGGGCACGGAUGCGAGUAAAAGCCGCAUUCGACGCUAUCGCUUUGCGACUCUUGUUUCUACCGCACGAGAUAUUGGCAUUGCAACUGCAAGGCAUCAAAUCUAUAGUGAGCAAGGACGGCCCGAGUUUGAAUGGAGAGAAUUUGCAGCUAAAGAGGAGCUCAUACGAGUCUUUACUUGGAUAUUCCUACUCGACACGGCAUUUGUGAUUUUCAACAAUCUGCCGCCACGUAUGGUGAUAAAAGAAAUGAGAAUGCACAUGGCAAUGCCGGAAACCUGCUUCCAAGCCACGACAGCAGACCAAUGCCACCAGCAAAUCCAGUUCUCAUUGCCUACACAAAGCUUGUAUUGGAAAGUCUCAUUCCGUGGGGCGUUCGAAUCCCUGUGCAAAGACAACCUCUCCUUCGAAUUGCGCCACACGGUUUCUUCUCUCGGCCCGUUGGUUCUAUUUGCAUUAGCCUCCGCCAUCCACUCUCAAAUAUUCCAAUUCCGCAGCGCAGUGGGAAGUUUUCAGCUGCUCACUCCGAUAAGCAACGCCCUUAGCAACUGGCGCGAUAUCUGGCUGUCGUUCUCAUCGAUAUCCUGCCUAGGGAUCCUUCCAUUUAUUACCAUAGAAGAUAGCCAUAUUGAGCCUGAAAACCUGUGGAGAAGAAUGGGGUUCUGCCGCUACGCCCCUGAAUACUGGCUCUUGGCCAACCUGAUGGCAGACCGACUGGCUGUACUCGGUACAUCACAGCCGGAGAGUGAAUUGGAGCUACUGGAUGAGGGACCGCUUGAUCCAAUCUUGAAUCAUUAUGAUCAGACUAGCAUGCGGCAAGUCAAUGACCUUAUUACGGGAUUUCAGACAUUUCAGAUUUGA
This is a messenger RNA of Penicillium canescens, 1755 nucleotides long. Its product is annotated as putative C2H2 transcription factor. Gene Ontology annotation, biological process: DNA-templated transcription; regulation of transcription by RNA polymerase II. Gene Ontology annotation, cellular component: chromatin. NCBI's taxonomy places the organism in Eukaryota, Fungi, Ascomycota, Eurotiomycetes, Eurotiales, Aspergillaceae. Gene Ontology annotation, molecular function: zinc ion binding; RNA polymerase II cis-regulatory region sequence-specific DNA binding; DNA-binding transcription factor activity, RNA polymerase II-specific. The transcript is spliced from 5 exons. The record is from RefSeq and is a predicted model, not a curated record. Bases 1 to 1755 code for a protein of 584 amino acids.